AUGCUGCAGCACAUAUAAAAUGGAGAGUAACUGUUGGGAUGACUUUAGUUUUCAUUUCUUCUACUAACAAAUUUAUAACUCAUAUUUUUCAUUCAAAAUGGUAUUCUUCAGGCAAAAUAUUGUGUGGCUUAGUUUAGUGACACUACUGAUAGCCUUUCAUGUGGAAGCUGAUUACGACAAUACACCACAACCAUCCGAAGAAGACAAUUCAUCCUCAGAAGCAACCAUUGAGGAUUCAAACGAAUCGCGUAACAAGCGAUCUAUAGAAGCUACAAAUGUCGAUAAUAACAACAAGGGAGGGGAUGGAAAGUCAAUGGCAAGGGCUGGUAUACCAGGAUUACCUGAUCCCACGACAAUACUCAAAGUCGCAGAAAUCUUACAAGCUUUGGGUGAGAAAGUUGUACCGAUUCUUGUUGAAGGUAAUUCUGUGGCAAACCUUGUAGCGGAAAGGUUAGACAAAAACUAUGCAUUCUUAAAAGAUUUAAAAUCAGAAAUAGAUUCUUUGACAUAUCAAACGAAGUCAAUGUAGUAAUAAGAACCAUUUUAUAAACCAGUACAAUUUAUUUUCAAUAUUUAAUUAAUAAAACCUUAUACUAUACUGAACUAUUUGAUUAUAUUGACAAUGGCUUCCAUGAUUUUGCUGUUACUCUAACUUGCUUAUGUAUAUUUAUUUACAGCUAUUGGAUAAUGACAUUCUAGACCGGCAUAUUGCUUAAUUAGUGAUAUAUAU
Messenger RNA from Bactrocera dorsalis (oriental fruit fly), 730 nucleotides. RefSeq lists its product as uncharacterized. The record is from RefSeq and is a predicted model, not a curated record. Lineage: Eukaryota; Metazoa; Arthropoda; Insecta; Diptera; Tephritidae. The transcript has 2 exons. The coding region runs from base 98 to 529 and encodes 143 amino acids.